Rhopalosiphum maidis (corn leaf aphid) is the source of this 1854-nucleotide messenger RNA. RefSeq names its product translocating chain-associated membrane protein 1 (gene TRAM). The record is from RefSeq and is a predicted model, not a curated record. The transcript has 7 exons. Gene Ontology annotation, biological process: protein insertion into ER membrane; SRP-dependent cotranslational protein targeting to membrane, translocation. The coding region runs from base 239 to 1405 and encodes 388 amino acids. NCBI's taxonomy places the organism in Eukaryota, Metazoa, Arthropoda, Insecta, Hemiptera, Aphididae. Gene Ontology annotation, cellular component: endoplasmic reticulum membrane.
AUUAUAUUGACACAUCAGCAACCUGUAAGCGGCCAACGCAACUGCCACACACUCAGGUCCGGGUGCCAACGACUACGGCCGCUUUCCCCGAUGUACUCCACAGUCACUCUUAACCGCUGACAGUCGUACUUUUAGUCUCUUCCGUCUGAGCCGUUUUCGUCAAUUGUCACGUCUUGUCUAAGUACGUGACUAAACAUCGAUAUUUGUGCAGCUGCUGAGGAACCGCACCGUUUGGAAAAUGGCCCCAAUCAAAGGCAGAAAAGCUGCCGCCAACAAGAAUCUGCCCAUACUUAGUCACGAGUUCGUCAUCCAAAACCAUGCCGACAUCAUGUCCUGCGUGGCCAUGGUUAUAGUGAUCGGUCUCAUGGUCCAUAUAACUGCACCAGUGUCGUCGUUGUUUGUAGCCCUGCAAUAUGUUCAGUCCUCUGGAGAAAACCCUAACGCCUUGCAAACAUAUGGUACCGGUCUAAAGGAUUUGUUUGCUAUAUUUUUCUAUUUCCUCAUUUGCAUCAUAUUCCAUGCCAUCAUUCAAGAAUAUGUUUUGGAUAAAAUUUGCCGUAAAUUACAUUUAUCAAAAUCGAAGAAUUCACAAUUCAAUGAAUCUGGACAACUGAUUGUAUUUAAUGCAAUUUCAAUGAUUUGGGCAUUAGACAUUGUUGUGAAAGGAAAUUGGUUGGCUGAUCUUUCAUCAAUAUGGAUUGGAUAUCCAUACAACACUCUAUCAUUCUCAACAAAAUUCUUUUACAUAAUCCAAUUUGCUUACUGGGCACAUAUUAUGCCAGAACUGUACUUCCAAAAAGUUAAAAAAGAAGAUAUGUUUAGCAGAGUGAAAUAUUCUGUAUUGUACUUAACAUUUGUAUCGGCCAUAUAUAUAACUAACUUCCACCGUAUUGGUGUUGUAUUACUAUUGUUACAUUAUAUUUGUGGAUUUAUUAAACAUGCCGUUAAAUUGAUUGACAUCACUGAGAAAGAAGAAGAUAGUAAAAAAGUUCAAUUGGCCCAAAAUGUGUACAACUGGUUUUUCUAUGCUGUACAAGCGCUAACAUUUAUCCUAUCCCAGACAAUGUUAUGGUUUGGUCUUAAAAACGUACAGUACAGUGAAGAAUUGCGUGACUUCAAUACUCCCACGUUUAAAUUAAUAUUUUCAAUCGGUGCAUUAGCUACACAAGCUUGGAUGGUUUAUGAAUUCUUAAACAACCAGAAUUCUAAUGGUUUCAAUUUAUCUGCUUCAUUUGGAUUAAUCAAACAAAAAACAAAAUCAACACGUACUGAUGUUUCCAACAAAAAACGCAAGAAUGCAGCUACCCGGAAGUUUAAUGAAUUGACAGAAGCUGAUCAGAACAUUAAAAAAACAUUAAAACAUGAAGCAAAAAAAGCAGCUAAGAUCGCAAAGAGUGUUAAAUAAUUUUUGAUCAAUGUGUUGCUUGUUAACUUAGGUGCAAUAUUUUGUUUAUCUUACUUUGCAGUUUGCAUUAUGAUGGAAAUAUGUAUAAGACAUUUACAUACAUGCAAUGAUAAUUAUAUAAUGUUUUCUUCCUAUACAUAUUAUAGAUAUGUACAAUUUAUUUUUAUUUAAAAUUGUAUUGCAAAUUAUUAUGAUAAUUACUAAUUUUAAUGUUUAUUUUUAUGUUAUGUAUAAUAUAUUAUAAGCUUUUUAAUCUUUAGUCCUUGUAAAUUAUUAUAUUUUGUUCUGUGUUUAAUAUUUAUAAUCAGUAUUUAAUACUGUAAUUGUUAUUUUGUUCAACCAUACAAACCAAUUUAAAUACUCCAUUUAAUUAAAUUUUUUUUAUAUUAAGAAAAUUGUAUAUAUUUUAUAAUUAAGUGACAUCAACUUAUUAAAUAAUAUUGAAAUAA